Aspergillus costaricaensis CBS 115574 is the source of this 521-nucleotide messenger RNA. RefSeq lists its product as uncharacterized. Bases 112 to 456 code for a protein of 114 amino acids. The record is from RefSeq and is a predicted model, not a curated record. The transcript is spliced from 2 exons. NCBI's taxonomy places the organism in Eukaryota, Fungi, Ascomycota, Eurotiomycetes, Eurotiales, Aspergillaceae.
CUACAAGCCACGCACUUUCAUCAAACAAACACCUCAAACCUUUCUUCCUACAAACAAUCAACAUGGGUCUUUUCCACCACCACCACGAGAACCAGCACGGCCCUGGCGGCCAUGAAGGCCCCCACGGCGGUCCUCAGGGCGGUCCUGGAGGUCCUGGCGGCCCUCACGGCGGUGGCCCUGGUGGUCCUCAUGGCGGUCCCGGCGGUCCCGGCGGCCCUGGAGGAUUCGGUGGUCCUCAUGAAGGUCCUGGUGGCCACGGAGGCCCUCACGGCGGCGGCCACGGCGGCCCUGGUGGUCCCCACGGCGGUCCUGGCGGCCCCGGUGGUCCCGGUGGCCCUCACGGAGGUCCCGGCCGUUUCUAAAGCCCUGACGGACUACAACUCGAGUUCCGCAGAUGAUCGAUCGUGCAACCAUUCGAGCGAAGUGAUAUAUUGCAUUAAGUCAUGUUGGAUAUGAUUGAAGUUUUUGUGUAUAUACCAUGGUCGUGAUAUCAUAAUGAUACGUACUCAUUGAGAAAUGAG